AUGUUCUAUAGGAUACUGCCCAGAUGUAGAACUUCUCAUUUUUUAAGCAGAGCAAAUCCUUCAGAGCUAGGUUUAUAUUUAUUAUUAACUGCUGAAAGGCUUAAUGGUAUUGAUUGCUAUCUUUUUGGAUUUGUUGAAUGCUAUAAAUGAUUAGGUAACUUUGAACUAAAGAACUAUCGAAGAGCUUAUUACAAAACAGUCCAAAAUAAUAAAGUGGAAAACUGUGAGCAGGCCUAA
This is a messenger RNA of Blepharisma stoltei, 237 nucleotides long. The record is from the annotation of a GenBank genome assembly. Lineage: Eukaryota; Ciliophora; Heterotrichea; Heterotrichida; Blepharismidae.